UGCUGCUAACUUCAAAUCAAUGAGUCAGCUGUCAAAAUUUGUGUUUGUCUUUUCUUCAAAAAUCUUUCCUUUCGCGAAAAAAGCACUUUUUCCUGUUUUCUGGUGAAUUUUGAAGCUCUCGGGGGAUAGUUACGUGUUCAGGGAAGAAAGCCAGAGUAUAUAACAAUGGCCUCAGUGGGUGAUCAGUCAGAAGUCACGGUCAAAUCCAAGCGACCUUCAGAUUCCGCCUUCAAGCAGCAAAGACUUCCAGCAUGGCAGCCCGUUCUGACCGCCGGAACUGUCCUGCCCACCUUUUUCAUCAUUGGAAUAGCCUUUAUCCCCGUCGGAGUGGCUCUGUUGUACUUCUCAGACAAUGUCCAGGAGCAUAUUAUUGAUUACACGCACUGCAAGCAGCUGGGCAGCCCCAAUAAUUCCGUGACCUGUGCCAGUGUCAUCAAGGAUGACGGAGGCAAUUGCACUUGUGAGAUUCCCUUCAUGCUCGAGGAGGAUUUCCUGGGCAAGGUUUUCAUGUAUUACGGCCUGAGCAAUUUCUACCAGAAUCACAGGCGCUACGUCAAGUCCAGGGACGAUGAUCAGCUGCUUGGACGUCUCUCUAGUGAUCCCUCCACCGAUUGCAUCCCAUUCGCCUAUGCCGAUGACGGCAAUACCAUCCCAAUUGCUCCCUGCGGAGCCAUUGCCAAUUCCCUGUUCUCGGACACCCUGGAGAUUCACUCCCACGUCAGUGGCAAGGUUCCGCUCCUUCGGACGGGAAUUGCUUGGCCGUCGGAUCGGGAGAUCAAAUUCAGGAAUCCCGAGGGCGACUUGAAGGAAGCCCUGAAGGGAUUUGCAAAGCCCAAAGCCUGGACGAGGAAUCUCUGGGAGCUGGAUCUGGAGAAUCCGGAAAACAAUGGCUUCCAGAAUGAAGAUCUCAUCGUUUGGAUGAGAACUGCAGCCCUGCCCAGCUUCCGGAAACUCUACAGGAGGGUCGAUCACUCCAAUGAACUCUUCACGGCUGGGCUACCCAAGGGAGACUACACGUUGCGGGUCGACUACGCUUAUGCCGUGACGGAGUUUGAGGGCUCCAAGAAAAUGAUUUUAUCAACAACAUCAAUUCUGGGUGGAAAGAAUCCCUUUCUGGGCAUUGCCUACAUUGUUGUUGGGUGCAUUUGUCUCCUUCUGGGAAUAGUGCUAUUGUUUAUUCAUAUCAAAUUUUCGAAAAAUACCACAGAAAUGAUAAAUGUUAAUCCUCGCACCCCUUACACAUAAAAUGCAGAAACAGAGUGUAAAACUUCUUGAAAGAGAGAAAGUCAAAGAUAAAAGUGAUAUCAGAAGUUCACAAACAAAAAAAAAUGCCUUUUUUCCAUAUUGUGAAUGCCAAGUGGAUGUAUUUAAUUCUAAUAACUGUGAGAUAGUGAAAAACACAUUCUAUCUGAGGCGAAUAAUUUAAAAACUCUAUGACACACGCUUUAACGUUACUUUUGUGGACAUCGAAGAUGAAGAUUUAUUUUUUUUCCACUGUUAAUUAUUUUGUUAGAAUCACCCGAUUUUUUUUUAAUGUCUGUAGAUGUGUGUAGUUGUUAAAUAUAUUUGCUGGAGAAAAUAUAAGGUAAAGAAUUUGUGAGAUGACUUGUGGAAAAUAAACAUGUUAAAUAGA
Molecule: messenger RNA, 1633 nt
Organism: Phlebotomus papatasi
Lineage: Eukaryota; Metazoa; Arthropoda; Insecta; Diptera; Psychodidae
Gene: CDC50
Product: cell cycle control protein 50A
Exons: 3
Coding region: 166-1245 (359 amino acids)
Cellular component (GO): Golgi apparatus; plasma membrane; endoplasmic reticulum
Source: RefSeq, a predicted model, not a curated record